AUGCAAAAAAGUAGGGAAAAUCGAUUUUUUUUUCAAAUGAUUAUAACCGUAGGAAAGCCUCUGAAAAUCGAAUUUAUUCCUCUUAAGUGCCCACUUUCCCGCGUCCUCCAUCAGAUUCUUCCCUUUUCUCUGUCCUCUCAUUCGUUUCAUCAUUAUUUUUCCCUUUUCUCUCUCUUUUUCUCUAUUCGUAGCGCUUUUCCGUCUGUUUUUCACUAUUUUUCGUCUUCGUUCUAAAAAAGGCCUAGCUGGGUAGAUUAUAUUAUAUUUUAUUAUAAUAUAUAUUUUUUUAUUGAUUUGUCUCCAUUUCUACGAUGGAUAUCAUCUCGAAUUUCCUUUUUUUUGUUGAUUUUUUUGAUUUUUUUGCCCUCACUCGCGUCACACACAACCGCAUACAUGUUGCAGAAUGUUGCCAUGUUUUUUUUUGCUCUUUUUUCCGAUUUUCUUUUCAUCUUUUCAUUCCUAUUCGUUUAGAGGUUAGAAGAAAGAAAAAAAAAUGAGAAUUUUUCCUGAUUUUUGCUCGAUUUUUUGGACUUUUCUGGUGCAAGUUUGCUCCGUGGCUGAUUUUUUUUUUCUGAAUCUCUCAAGUGGUCACUCGAGAGAGCCGGACCAAGGGACCCCUUAAGUACUCAUUCAGCAACUUUCAACUUGAAAAAUUAUUUUAGAAAACUGCUUCUAAUAGAAACUACUCAAGUAGCCACUACUUCAAAAACUCCUCCACCCUAAAGUGCCCACUUUCCGGAAAGAAGCAAAUUAGCCAUGGAGCAACUUUUCCUUUCAUUGUCGUGCUUGCCACGUCUUUCUUCAAUUUUUUUUUUGUGUUGGAGAAUUUUAGGUGAAUUUUUUCAAUUGUAAAAGUAGAAAAAUGUCAAUUUUUCUCCUUUUCUUCGCCGUUUUACUCGUGCUGGGUUCGCUCACUAUUUCGUCUCUUUCCUUCCUUUCAAAAAUGUCCAUUUUUUCUUAAUAUGACUUUUUGCUCCUGUGCCAAAUGGCUAAAAAAGAAUCUUGCUUUUUGUCUCCCGCAUGGCAAAAAUUUGUCUCUUGUCCCAUGUCUUUUUGAUUAUUUGUUCUUUGCCCUAGCUAAAUGUGUUUUUUGUGUCUCUAGAGGAAAAAAGGUAUUAUGGUUCUCAAAAACAAAAAAAAGCUGCCUGAAUGUUGCAUUUUUCUCUUAAAAUUCGCAUGCUAAAUUUCAAUUUUGAGGACGAUAAUACAUAUAUAUAUAUAUAUAUAUAUACAGAUGAAAUGUGCGGCAGCAAGAAAUUUUUCAAUUCCUUGCUGUUGCCUUUCAAAUCAUAUUAUAUAUAUUAUAAAGUAUAUUAUAUUGGAAUGGAUGAAUAAAUUUCGAACAUUUUUUUGAUCAAAGGCAUUUUAUGCGUCGUAAAAAAAUGGUAUAACGCUUAAGGCAUGAAAGGAACGUCGAACGGCACUCGGGACGGGUAAAACAAAGUCAUCGGUCAAUAAGGUUGUUCGAUUAAAAUCUUUAAAAAUUUGAUUUAACAAAAUCAUUUGGAGAAAGCACGUAGGCAAGAUGGAGAUCAACUAGGAGAAGAGAAACGGCAAAAAAUGGCCAAAAACGGCUUCAGCAAAGGAAUUCACAUGGAGGCAAUUAAUAACACCAUAUAAGUGACGAUGCCGAAAAAAAGAUAAAACAUGAUGAUACGAUUUCAUUUCACGAAAAAUACUGUAAGGGAGAGUCCGCAAUCUGAGUUGUUCGCGUCGUGUGUUUGCACUCUUUAUAUUUUAUAUUUUCAUAUUUAAAAAAAAUUAAUGAGAGAAAAAUUUUGAAAAAAAUCUAAUAUUAAAAGUUUACUAGGAAAAAAAUCACGCGACAACGGUGCAAACACAAAAACGAGCAACUGCGGACUUUUUUUCAUACAGGUAAAUUUCGGAAAUGGAAGACUGGUCCGUCGCAAUCAGAAAAAAACAUAUUUCUUUGUAUAAAAACGAUCAAAGAAAAAGUAUUAAAGAUUUCUUUUCAGAAGAAGAGCGGGUAGAUCACUGUGCACAUAAAAAGAGAGAUUGUUAAAGAAUUAAAAAUUCGGAUACAGACAAAUCACAAGGACAAAGUAAAGAUAAAUUUUAAAAAAAUACAAAUUAAAAAAUAUUCGCAGAGGGCGGCAAGUCGGGAGUCGAAGUUGUGGCAGGAACCACGUCAGUCAUCAACGUGUCCUGGAACCAGAAGGACGUGAGUAUUUUCCAAUUUUUUAAAUCAACAUUUGGCAAAGAAAGAGCAAGUUUGAGCCUUAAUUUUUGAGAUCUUUCCUUUGGAACUCUCCUCUAGGGACCACUUCACUCACCCUUAUAGUGAGCCCUAAAGCUUGCAAAAGGGAUUCCUAUAGGGGACAAUUGCUAACAAGCUUCGAAAUCCCUAAUUCUGUCGAACAGAAACAUUUUUUUGAACCGUACUUCUUUACAUUAUCGAGAAAUUUCAGUCAAUUUGAUCAAAUGUUAAAUUUAACAAUGAAAAAAACGGUUUUUUUAUAUUUUAAAUCAAAACUUUGGAUUCGAUGAAACUCAAUCACUUUUUUUCUGAAACUGAAUAUAUUUUUCAGGUUUACCAAACUUCAAAGGAACUUUUUUGAACGAAAAAAGCUAAUGAAACCCGGAAUUAAUGAAAAAGUUAUGUUAAAAUUAGUAAAAAAUUGGUUUAGCCAUGCGCCUUUAAAAAUCCCCUUCAAUUUUUUUCAAUUUUUGUUAAUGGCGUGUUCAUCGGACAAAACGAAAAAUUGCUUCGAAACGCAAAGAAAAAUUGCUCCAAAACAAAAAUUAGUACAGUUUUAAAGAAACUUUGGCGCGCCGGUGAACACGAUUUUUCGUUUUGAAGCAUGUUCCGUUUCUCCUAUGAACACGCCAUUAAUAUUUCCUUAUUUUUCUAAUUAAUUUCCCGCAAAGACUUUCCAGUCAAUUUUUAACUCUCUUCCGAUGAAAUUUUCAGUUUAGACCUAUUUUUGAGAAAAUGGACUGUAUUUCCAUAGCUCAUCGUUUUUAACUUUAAAAGCUCUAUUUUAUGUUCAUUAUGAUUGAAUGCGGGUGGAUCAUUUCAGUUUCGCAAGUUAUUUCACGGAUUUCCCAAGGUUCCUGCCAGUUUUUUUGUUUUUGAGUUUCAGCGCUUUAUGAUAAUAUAAAAAUUCUCGAAAAAAAGUUCAAGUACAGUUUAAAAUUGUUUUUGGCAAUAGAAGUUUCCUUCAAAAAGUUCACUUUUUUUCUUCUCAUUGUUGUAUAUUUCAGAAUAAUCGAACCUUGGAUCAUGGACGAAAGACCGAUGGAUACUGCAUUUUCGAGAUAAUUGGUUUUAAAAGUUCUAAAAGGAAAAUAAACGGCAAGUUUUGUAUUUAAUAAAAAGGUUUAGGGUUUAUUAUAAAUUUUUGAUGUUCAUUCGUAAAACCUUGCUUUGAUUUUUAAAGGUUCAGGGAAGGGAUUGAAAAUUAUGAUAUUUUUAGGAGAACGAGUCUUGUGUCUUUGAGCAAUCGUGAAAAGCUGUUUUUCAGUUGAAUAAUAUAUAUUUUCAUACUUUUUGAACGAUUUAUUAGGUUGAACUGCUUGAAUUUUAAAUGAAAUGUCAGAAUUCGAAGGUUCGUUGAACAUCUUUCUGUAAUGCUUUAAAUGAAUUUUUUUUUUUUCGUUUUAGAGCAUUUAUAAUGUAUCUCGUUAUGCUUGAAAGUAUUCUUGAACUUGAGAAAUGGAUUUCGAAAAAGUAAAAAUGCGUGAAAAUGUUCCAUUUUUACCUCCUUUUGUUUUUUCAUGUUGACUUACUAUGAACCAGAGCCUCGUGGGAGCAAAAGGGUUUUUUAACAUUUAUUAGAUUUCCAUAGCAACUUUUUGUAAUUUCUUAAUGGCUCAGGAAGCUUUUGUUGCCUGAGUAAUUAAGGUUUUUCGUGUCAGAAACUGGAUUUUUUUCAAAUGUUUUUAGAACUUUUUUUGAGGCUUGCUUUAUUAAAACCGUUUGAAAUUGGAAAUUCGAAACAUAUUUGCUUCGGGACCUUAAUAAAAAUCCUUUUUUGGUUAAAAAGCAAUAAAGCUUCAUUGGAAGCUUUUUCCUGUAGUUUAGCUAGCGUAAAAUUCGGAAUAGAAAAAAUUUUCAGCUUUGCGAUUCAAGAAAUACUCAAUUUUUAUAAUUUCAGCCAGCAACCAGAAGAAAAGUGAGAACAUGUAGCGUUAAAAGAAGAAGAAAAAAACAAAAAAACGUAAGAUUUUUCUCUUUUUCAAAGAUAAAAUUUACAAAUUGUCUUUUUGAUCUUGUGAAAUUCUUAUCUUGGUUCGAAAAAAAUUAGAACUCAAAUAAAGAAUUUUUUUCUGAAGCGUCAUUUUCCAGACCAUCAAAUGGGGACAGCGAAAAAGUCAGAAGGAUCGAGUAGGAGGCCAAAAAGUCCUCCGGAGGUAAUUUUUGAUCGAAGAAAAAAGCUGAUAUUGACUUUUAUCCUUACUCGGACCCCGGUAAUGCGAAACGGACGUGCUCCGGACGUUUCUGAGCAUUCCUAGUGAAUACUUAUAGGCAUCAGAACCCUUAAGUGAUCCCUAGAAUCGCUCAGAAACCUCCGGUUCUCGUUACCGUGGUCCGAGAAAUGUUAAUAUAGCUGUUCCACACCAGCUUGUCACGGUUUUUGAUUCCCUCCGAGCUACAGUAUCCUUCCGGAAAGCUUCCUUUUGACACGCAUGGCCUUCCUGUGUGUCUACGCCUUUAAAACAACGGAAAUUUUUGGCUUAAUUAAAGGCGCAUGAGAAGAAGGCCGCGCUCAUCGAGAAAGGGACGCAGAAUGGGCUAUGAACUUGAUUAUUUUUUCAUUUUUAGUCAGAAUUCUAUUGUAUAAUUUCGAGAAAGCUAUGAUUAUUUUAUAAACGGCUUUUUAAAAAUUGAUUUCAAAGGCUAGGAAAUGUCUUCUUGAGGUUAUAGUAUUCUCCUUGAAAAGCGAAAAAAAAAAUGAAUAUUUUCUAGCUCGGAGAAUCGUGAAAAGCCGGUUACUUCGCAUAACCUUUUCUUCAAUAAAAUCAAUUUUUGAACGUUCCAGCAAACGUCGGAAGAAGACGAAGAUUCGGAUCGCGCAGCACGGCCCAGCGUAACUAGAACCUGAAGUUGAUCAAAAAUCGGGAGACGUCAGUUUUUCAGGCCUGCGCGGCGUGCAUGGCCGUUUUCUCGGGCCUACUGGUCCUGAUCUCGAUUUCCGUCUUGGUGACCGUCCUCGCCGGAUACCUUCUGGGUGUCGUCCCUGGCUUCGAAAAACAAAAAUGA
Molecule: messenger RNA, 5224 nt
Organism: Caenorhabditis auriculariae
Lineage: Eukaryota; Metazoa; Nematoda; Chromadorea; Rhabditida; Rhabditidae
Source: the annotation of a GenBank genome assembly